Messenger RNA from Rubroshorea leprosula, 2310 nucleotides. The record is from the annotation of a GenBank genome assembly. NCBI's taxonomy places the organism in Eukaryota, Viridiplantae, Streptophyta, Magnoliopsida, Malvales, Dipterocarpaceae.
AUGUCAUUUUUUAAGGAAAAAAAAAUUAAUUUCAUAUGUUUUUAGUAUUGAGUUGUUUGGUUUAUAUAUACUUGAGAAACAACAUGGCUGCAAUGGCUGUUGCACCCAUUGAAAUAUUAAUCUUGACUCUUGAUGAAAAGAAUGGUCUGGUUCAGUUACCAGUGGAUGUCUUGAUGUUCUACCAUAUGAAUUUUGAGAAAAAAAGAUUGCUACUGCCAACCUGUAAAGGUCGGCUUGUAUCCAAAUUCUUGGCCUCCCUUCAAGCACAUUCUGCCUUGUUUUCGGCAGCUGCGAAUGCAAUAGAAAUUUCUUCAAAUGAGUUUGAAAACAUGAACAAAGACAUUGAUUUUGAUCUUCUAUUUGAACACUGCACCCAAUUGCACCAAGCUAAGUGCCUUCAUGCUCUUUUGGUGGUUUCGAUAUCAAACAAGAAUGUCUAUACCUGGAAUUCAAUGAGCUUGGUUCUAAAGCUGGGUUUUGAAUGGGAUGUCUUUGUUGCUGCUUCCUUGAUCCAUUUGUAUACUCGGUUUGGAUUAGUAGGUUUUGCCCGGAAAUUAUUUGAUGAUAUGCCAGCACGAGAUACAGGUUCUUGGAAUGCAAUGAUCUCAGGGUGUUGUCAAAGUGGAAAUGCUGCAGAAGCUUUAGAUGUUUUGUAUGACAUGCGAGUGGAAGGGGUUAGGAUGGAUCCUGUUACAGUAGCUAGUAUUCUUUCUGUUUGUGCACAAUCUGUUUGUGCACAAUCAAAUGAUAUUCUAAAUGGGAUGCUUAUCCAUUUGUACACUAUAAAGCAUGGUUUAGAAUUUGAUCUGUUUGUCUGCAAUGCAUUGAUUAACAUGUAUGCCAAAUUUGGUAACCUGGGACAUGCAGAGAGGGUUUUUAAUGACAUGGUGGUAAAGGAUGUUGUGUCAUGGAACUCCAUAAUAGCUGCAUAUGAGCAAAAUGAUGAUCCAAUUAUAGCACUAGGGCUAUUUAAUAAGAUGCGACUAACUGGAACUCAUCCUGAUUUGCUGACACUGGUGAGUUUAUCUUCUAUUGUUGCCCAGUUAAAUGACUCUCAAAAUAGCAAGGCUGUCCAUGGAUUUAUAACAAGAAGAGACUGGAUUUCACAAGAUGUUAUUCUUGGAAAUGCUGUGGUGGACAUGUAUGUUAAGUUGGGGGCUAUAGAUUAUGCACGUGUAGUUUUUGAUGGUCUGCUGGUUAAGGAUGCAAUUUCUUGGAACACAAUGAUCACUGGUUAUGCUCAAAAUGGGCUUGCAAGUGAAGCAAUUGAAGUAUACCAGAUGAUGCAAUCCAAUGGGAUAAUACCAAACCAGGGGACUUGGGUGAGCAUUCUACCAGCUUAUUCUCAUCUGGGAGCCCUGCAACAAGGAUUGAAAGUUCAUGGUCAGGAGUUUAAGAACUCUCUGUACUUGGAUGUCUUUGUAGGAACCUGCCUCAUUGACAUGUAUGGAAAAUGUGGGAGAUUGGGUGAUGCAAUGUCCUUAUUCUAUGAAGUCUCCAGAAAGAGUUCAGUCCCUUGGAAUUCCAUAAUAUCCUGUCAUGGGAUUCCUGGUCAUGGUAAGAAGUCUGUGAAAUUGUUUAGAGAAAUGUUAGAUGAGGGUGUGAAACCUAACCACAUUACCUUUGUAUCUUUGUUGUCAACUUGUAGUCAUUCGGGUUUGAUUGAUGAGGGCCAAUGGUGCUUUCAUGUGAUGUAGGCACAUUAUCCGAUUCAACCUAGUUGAAAGCACUAUGGCUGCAUGGUUGAUUUGUUUGGUCGAGCAGGGCAUUUAGAAAUGGCAUACAAUUUUAUAAAAGGUAUGCCAAUGGAGCCAGAUGCAUCUAUUUGGGGUGCUCUCUUGCUGCUUGUAGGAUACAUGGUAAUGUUGACUUGGGCACCUUUGAUUCCAAACACUUGUUUGAAGUUGAUUCAGAGAAUGUUGGGUACUACGUUCUGUUAUCAAAUAUUUAUGCAAAUGUUGGAAAAUGGGAGAGAAUGGGUAAAGUAAGGUCACUGGCAAGAGACAGGGGAUUGAAGAAGACCCCAGGUUGGAGCUCAAUAGAACUAAAUAAUAAGGUUGAAGUUUUCUGUACUAGGAACCAAACCCAUCCAAAAUGUGAAGAGAUAUACACUGAGUUAAGGGGUUUGACUGAUAAAAUGAAAAUCCUUGGUCAUAUUUCAGACUAUAGCUUUGUGUUACAGGAUGUUGAGGAGGAUGAGAAGGAGCAUAUCCUUAUGAGUCAUAGUGAGAGAUUGGCAAUGGCAUUUGGAAUUAUUAGCACUCCUCCCAAAAGUCCUAUUCGAAUAUUCAAUAACCUUCAUGUUUGUGG